AUGUACUCCAAGACAUUCCUCGCUGCCGGCGUCUUUGGCCUUGCCACUCUCGGCCUUGUCAAGGCUGCUCCCACUGGCAGCGACGACAUCCAAGCUCUGGACAUUAUCAACCAGGCUCGUCACAGCAUCGGCCAGGCUCCUCUUGUCUGGAGCUACGCCCUCACAGAUGACGCCUUGGCCUGGAGCGAAAAGAUGGCUUUGGACGGCAAGCUACAGCAUGCUCCUGUCUCUGAACGCAAGGGCGCUGGCGAACUUCUCAGUCUGUUCCGCUCCAAGGACAAAGAGGAUGCCAGAGCUACUCAUACCAUCCGUGAGUCAGUCAAGGAGUGGCUCAGCACCGAUGCUCAACAGUCGUCCACCAACAGCUUCGACACUCUUUCACUUCGUGUAAGCUCCUUUCAACUCCGCUUGAUUUGUCUGCUGACGCCUUGUUACACAGAACAACUCCUUUCUCCCAAGGCCACUCAAAUUGGCUGUAGCCGCUCUUUCACCAUCAAUGUCACCGGCUCUCUGUGGUCUUCUUACACAGUCUGUCGCGUUUAUGCUGAUAUCAACCCAACUGAGAACAGCGCCCUAUCUCGUCGUCAAGACAUGUCCACUGGUCCCUUCACUGGCGCCAUCACCUUCUUCAAUCCCGCUCUUGGCUCUUGCGGCCAGCAUGACACUGACAGCUCCUUCAUUGUCGCACUCUCACACAUCAAGAUGGGUUCCAAGUCUAACGACAAUGAACUAUGCGGCAAGAAGGUCAUCAUCCAUGCUGAGGGUACUUCUGUGGAGGUCACGGUCACGGACAAGUGCAUAGGUUGUGCUGUCAACGACAUAGACGUCAGUCCUGCUGUGUUUUCCAAGCUCUUGGGAAACCUUGAUCGCGGACGUGUCGAUGGUAUCACCUGGGAGAUCGCUGCCUGA
Colletotrichum truncatum is the source of this 909-nucleotide messenger RNA. Lineage: Eukaryota; Fungi; Ascomycota; Sordariomycetes; Glomerellales; Glomerellaceae. The record is from RefSeq and is a predicted model, not a curated record.